Messenger RNA from Caenorhabditis elegans, 926 nucleotides. RefSeq names its product JmjC domain-containing protein (gene C27F2.9). NCBI's taxonomy places the organism in Eukaryota, Metazoa, Nematoda, Chromadorea, Rhabditida, Rhabditidae. The record is from RefSeq and is marked reviewed.
UUUUAAUGAAUAAACUUCUCUUUCUCACGUUUUUGCCCAGUUUUUUACUGGCAAUUGUUGAAAAUGGAGGCUGGACUACUGAAGAGAAGGAUAAAGUUCAGCAAAAAAGCAAGUGCAAUAUUGAACGACAUGAUGCUCAGGAAUUAACUCAAAAAGAGUUUCUGAAGAGAUAUGCAUAUUCCGAGCCGGUCAUCAUCUACAACAUCGAUAACGAUGAGUUCCAAAAGCUUACUGAAAAAGCUGAAAUGCUUUCAACGUGGCGCGAUGCCGAUGUAACUCUUAAUUCGGCGAAUACCUACAGCUACACAAGAGUUCCCACAACAUUCGGAAAUUAUAUCGAAGAGAAAAUGAAGCCUCAAAACUUGGAAAUGUUGGGAAACGAGACACUUUACCUUUUCGGAGAUAUUGAUCAAAAAGUCUGGAAGCCGCUUCUCGACAAAUACAAACAACCUGAAUGGAAACUUCCCGGUCACACUGCAGCACUCUCAUUUGGUAUUGCGGGUGCUGGAACUGGAGUACCAUUUCAUUUUCACGGACCUGGAUUCGCUGAAGUGAUUCAUGGAUCAAAACGGUGGUUCCUGUAUCCAUAUGAGCAGAGACCGAACUGGAAUCCGGAUAAAACAACAUUGGAAUGGUACACAUAUGACUAUCCAAAAUUGUCCCGCGACGAACUUCCAUUGGAAUGCGAAAUGAAAUCUGGAGAAGUAAUCUAUUUUCCCGAUAAAUGGUGGCAUGCCACUUUAAACAUUGAAUCUUCUGUUUUUAUUAGCACUUUUUUAAGUCCAUAGACCUUAUUAUUGUUUUCAAAAAUUGUAUUUAUAAUAAUUGUUAAGUUUCUUUUUUUGUUAAGUAAUUUUAUUUUCGAGUUCAAUUUACUGGUACCUGACAUUCUGAAAUUCUGUGAUUUAAGAAUAGUUAUUAUUUUC